UUUAGAUCUGUCUAACUUUUUCAUUAUACCUCUUUAAAUAAACCAUAAAAAAUGGCUAUAAGAACUGAAGAUCAAUUUACUAAAAAUGAAAAUGAAAUAGUGAAUGAAACUAAUUCAAAUUUACCUAUAAUGAGCUUCUUAAAUAGAUAAAAUAAAUAAAAAGUCAAGAAAGACUUAAAUAGUAAAUAAUAUGAGUAAUAAGUAAUAUUAGAAUAUAUCAAUAGAAUAGUGACUUUUAAGUUGAGGUUAAAAAUUACAAAAUAAUAGAAAAACAAUUUACAUUAUACUAAAUAAAAGUGAUAUAUGGAUCUCUUUAUUGGGUAUUUUAAACAAGAUAUAGUUUACUUGAGGAGUUAAAUAGUAAACUAAAUAAGUCUAUAGUUUAACGAUUGGAAAAGUUUCCUGAAAAGAGGUUUUUCGGAAAUUUAGAUUAAUCAUUUGUGUUAAAGAGAAAAAAUUAAAUAGAUUUAUAUCUAAAAGUAAUUAAUAAAUAGUAAAUGUAGAGUCUUUUUAAAUAUGGAAGAAAUGAAAAAUCAGUAAAAGAAUUUAUAAGAUAAUCAUAGAGAGCAGCUAUUGAGAUUAAUGAUCCAUGUGAAAUAAAACAUUUUAAACUAGACGCUUGA
Messenger RNA from Paramecium sonneborni, 623 nucleotides. The record is from the annotation of a GenBank genome assembly. Lineage: Eukaryota; Ciliophora; Oligohymenophorea; Peniculida; Parameciidae.